Molecule: messenger RNA, 591 nt
Organism: Solanum dulcamara
Lineage: Eukaryota; Viridiplantae; Streptophyta; Magnoliopsida; Solanales; Solanaceae
Exons: 2
Coding region: 1-591 (196 amino acids)
Molecular function (GO): zinc ion binding; nucleic acid binding
Source: RefSeq, a predicted model, not a curated record
AUGUUAUCCCAAGCUGUGAUUACUCAAGUGAGUCGAGGGGUGGAUGCUUCUCAAGUUGUGACUACUCCGGCUUCGAGGGUUACAGAUUUCAUGAGGAUGAACCCUCCCGAGUUUCAUGGGUCCAAAGUUAAUGAGGAUUUCAAAGAAUUCAUUGAUGAAUUAUACAAGAUUGUUAGUAUCAUGGGAGUUUCUUUAGGAGUGCUGAACUGCUAUGCUUAUCAAGGAGAUGGAUACCUCUAUGCCGAUCAAAUUGAAGGAGAAAAGCUUAAGAGGGGAAUUCAAGGGAGUCCAAGAGAGCUCGAUAUGAAGGUGAGUUUUCUCACAACAAAUCCGAUGGUGGAAAUGGUCAUUUCUGACAAGGAAAAAAGUUUCAAGUCAAGGUCCUUCAACACUCCAUCUCCAAAGUUUGAGAAAGACAAAGUUCCAAAUCCUAAGGCACAAAUUGGAGCUUCGGAUGGUCAAGUUGACCCUCCAUAUAAGAAGUGUGGGAAAAACCAUAAAGGAGAGUGCUUAGCGAGUUUAGAUAUUUGUUUCAAUUGUGGAAAGUCCGGUCAUCAUGCUAGGAAGUGUAGGGAUGGGACUAGGCCCUAA